Messenger RNA from Xyrichtys novacula (pearly razorfish), 2881 nucleotides. Lineage: Eukaryota; Metazoa; Chordata; Actinopteri; Labriformes; Labridae. The record is from the annotation of a GenBank genome assembly.
AUGAGGAGGUUCCUCCUCUUCGCUCGUGGACUCAUAGACCGGACCCUCCAAAGACUCGGAGAGAGUCCAGCAGAGAAAACCGGUACUUGUCAGACCAGGUCCAGGUCACUUCGUUAAAUCGCCGCGUUAAAGAAACUUCCUCAAAGUCAUUUUUUAAAAAACUUAAUAAUGAAAAAAUCUCCAAACUUUCCUCCUUCUUCCUAACGAGGUUUUCAAACAUGUCGGAUCAUCCUGUUUUUUCUCCUUUAAGGCGGAGCCAAAGUCGCAGCCAUGGCGAGCUACAAGAAUUGCCACAAUGACUGGAAGAUGAAGUUCUCCGUGGAUGAUGAGUUCCCCGAUCUCUCUCUGCACAACAACCACAUGGCCAAGGUACGAGCACACACACACACACACACACACACACACACACACACAGACUACUGUGUGUGUGUGUGUGUGUGUGUGUGUGUUCACUACAUAGACGCCAUCUGCCUCCUCUCUCAGAGAACAGCGCCCUCUGGUGACAGGCUGCAGUAUAGGUCCUAAACCCCGCCUCCUUAUGGAGCUGUGGACAAACUUUAUAAAUGAAUGACACAGAAUAUAAAUGUUUCUCCCCCUGGUUGUGAUGUUGACAUGUAGUUACUGUCAGACUGGUUUGUGCUCAAGUCCUCUUUUUUCUGUACAGCUCCAUUUUUAAAAGUUAUUAGGGGGUUCAUGUUUGCUAUGAUUGACACCUGAUACAGCCUAUGGGAGGACAGAGAUUGAGUAGAUCACCGGGGGAUACGCUGUUUGAGCCGAGCGUCAUCACAGAGACUCUCCUGCUGGAUGUGAACAACGUUACUGAACAAUGUUGGUUUCAGGAAGUGGAGAAAAAAUGUGGAAUUACAGAAAACUUUUCAGGUUCAGAUCCGUAAACUGGCGGGAGGCGGGGCCAAGUUGUCCAGAGCAAAAACAGUCUAUGGGUCACACACACACACACACACACACACACACACACACACACACACACACACACGUCUGUACAAACACUGACCUUCACACACUCCUGUACACCUCCAGGUGCUGACCAAGGAGAUCUACGGCAAGCUGAGGGGAAAGUCCACCCCCAGCGGUUUCACCGUGGAUGACGUCAUCCAGACUGGUGUUGACAACCCCGGUAAGAAGGAGGAAGUGACAUCACAGACACAAACACAAACCAUCAACCAAACACUGACCGACUCUCUCAUCCUCUCAUCUCAAAGGUCACCCCUUCAUCAUGACUGUCGGCUGCGUUGCUGGUGAUGAGGAGUCCUACGAGGUCUUCAAGGAUCUGCUGGACCCCGUCAUCUCUGACCGUCAUGGUGGAUACAAACCCACCGACAAGCACAAGACCGACCUGAACUUCGAGAACCUGAAGGUGAGACAGAGUCCACCAUGAGAACUCGUAGACCAGCUAACACGCCCCCCCAUGACCAUGUGAUAAAUGUGCGUCUGCUCCGUCCUCCAGGGUGGUGAUGACCUGGACCCCAACUACGUCCUGUCCAGCCGCGUCCGUACCGGCCGCAGCAUCAAGGGAUUCACCCUGCCCCCCCACAACAGCCGUGGAGAGCGCAGAGGCAUCGAGAAGCUGUCCAUCGAGGGUGAGAGUCCAAUAAUGUUCACGUGUUUGUGAGACUUUGGGUGACGGACCAAUCAGACACUGACUCCUCCCCUCUCUGACCCCCACAGCCCUGGCCAGCCUGGACGGUGAGUUCAAGGGAAAGUACUACCCCCUGGAGGGCAUGACCGACGCCGAGCAGGAGCAGCUGAUCGCUGAUCACUUCCUCUUCGACAAGCCCGUGUCCCCCCUGCUGACCUGCGCCGGUAUGGCCCGUGACUGGCCCGACGCCAGAGGCAUCUGGUGAGAGUUCCUCCGUGUUCUGUCCGUCAGCUGAUAGACGAGACGCUUUUACCGACAGUCUUUGUAGACCGAUCCUCUGAUCCUGACUGGAUCUCUUUUUCAGGCACAACGACAACAAGACCUUCCUUGUCUGGGUGAACGAGGAGGAUCAUCUGCGUGUCAUCUCCAUGCAGAAGGGAGGCAACAUGAAGGAGGUCUUCAGACGCUUCUGCGUUGGCCUGCAGAAGGUAAAACCCCCAGACUGAUAAGUUCUGAGUCACCUGGUCACCUCGAUGAGAACCUGAACUGGACUCAGGUCUUCUCCUCCUGUUUGUCGUUUGGUUCUGACCUCCGAUCUCUUUGUCCUCCUCUCUGCUCAGAUCGAGGAGAUCUUCAAGAAGCACAACCACGGCUUCAUGUGGAACGAGCAUCUGGGCUACGUCCUGACCUGCCCCUCCAACCUGGGAACCGGCCUGCGCGGUGGCGUGCACGUCAAGCUGCCCAAGCUCAGCACACACGCCAAGUUUGAGGAGAUCCUGACCAGGCUGCGUCUGCAGAAGCGUGGCACAGGUACGCCGAUGUUUCAGAGGAUGUCGUGAUUUUAGACCGAGGACAGCUGGAGGAGAAGACGAAUUCUGAGUUUAGUCGAUUAAACUGAGACUGUAAACGAACUGAGGGUUUGAUCAAACAGGAAGUUUAAAGUUUCUGACGUUUUUAAUCCAGUAAGUCUCCAUGUGAAGGUCUGAGGUCUGAGGUGGACUCUGAAGGAGGAUCUGGUUUAACCUUCGGGACCGUCACUUUGGUUUUUUCUCUGGAGAUAAAUUCAGAGGUCUAAAUCGUCUCCUCCUCCUUUUCUCCUCCUCAGGUGGUGUGGACACCGCCUCCGUGGGUGGCGUGUUCGACAUCUCCAACGCUGACCGUCUGGGCUCCUCCGAGGUGGAUCAGGUCCAGCUGGUGGUUGAUGGUGUCAAGCUGAUGGUUGAGAUGGAGAAGAAGCUGGAGAAGGGCGAGUCCAUCGACGGCAUGAUCCCCGCCCAGAAGUAA